This is a messenger RNA of Eucalyptus grandis, 2021 nucleotides long. RefSeq names its product heat shock factor protein HSF30. Lineage: Eukaryota; Viridiplantae; Streptophyta; Magnoliopsida; Myrtales; Myrtaceae. Gene Ontology annotation, cellular component: nucleus. The record is from RefSeq and is a predicted model, not a curated record. Gene Ontology annotation, biological process: regulation of transcription by RNA polymerase II. The transcript is spliced from 2 exons. The coding region runs from base 44 to 1684 and encodes 546 amino acids. Gene Ontology annotation, molecular function: RNA polymerase II cis-regulatory region sequence-specific DNA binding; DNA-binding transcription factor activity.
GGCGGAGGAAAGUGGCGAUUCUUGUGAACUUUUUCCCACGUAUAUGAAGCCGGACACCAUCCCCUCCCCUGUCAGUCAAACACUCGACAGUCUCGAAGCCUGUCUCCUCCUCUCUCCCUCAAUAGAUUGGCCACCAUCUGUACUCAUUCGCUCCAAAAUUUCUCAUACCAUCUCCGCCUUUGACCUCGAACUCGGGGUCAGAAUGACGACGGCGCUCCCCGGAGGCGGCUGUACCAAUGGACCGUGCGCGUCCUUUUUGGACACCCUCUUUCGAGAGUCGAGUGUUGAGCUAAAAAAGGCUGGACCUUUCACGAAAUCGCAAGAAGAAUUCGCGUCCAUAGCUGUUCUUGACAGUGGCGACCCCGGCCAGUUAGGGUCGCUUUUCGAUUCUGUUCCGUCCCCACAAUUAGCCAUCGGCCAUGGCGAAGUUGAUACUGGGCCGCUUUUGCGUCCGUGCCUGACUCGGCCCGAACCCCAUUCAGCUCUGGCCGCACAGGUGGUGAAGAUCGAAGAGGGAGAGGAAGAUGAGGAGGUGGAGAUCAUUGCUGAUCCCAGGGAUGCUGCUGCCGUAUCGCCGUCAUGCUCGUUGCGGGCAGCGGCAGACGAAGUGGCAAGACCGAUGCAGGGGCUGGGGGAGGCAGGGCCGGCGCCGUUCCUGAGGAAGACAUACGAGAUGGUGUCGGACCCGAGUACGGACCCGGUGCUGUCGUGGAGUUCGAGCCGGGACAGCUUCGUUGUGUGGGACCCGCACGAGUUCUCAAAGCAGGUUCUGCCUCGAUACUUCAAGCAUUCCAACUUCUCCAGCUUCAUCAGGCAGCUCAACACUUACGGUUUUAGGAAGAUUGAUACUGAUCGAUGGGAGUUUGCAAACCGAGGUUUUCAGGAAGGGAAGAAGCACUUGCUGAAGAACAUAAGGAGGAGACGCAAACUCAGCGAUCAUAGGACAACAUCGAGUAGUACCGUUGCUUCGGAUUACCCAGAGGCUGGAAAGGAAGCUGAACUUGAAAUGCUUAAGAGGGACCAGGAAGCGUUGAAGGCUGAGAUCCUGAAACUAAGAGAAGAGCGGGAGAACUCGCAGCAUGAGAUCAACCAGGUCAUCGAGCGGAUUCGCUAUGCCGAGUGCAGGUGUUGGCGGAUGUUCCUCUUCCUUUCCAAAGCAGCCAAAACCCCAAAUUUUGUCCAGCAUGUAAUCCAAGAGAAGAGGCAGAAGAGAGAAUUAGAGGCUUGUGAAUUGAGCAAGAAGAGCAAAUUGCUUGGUCCCGAUGACGAAGCCACCAAAUACUUGCUCGACAUAACGGAUCACAAGAUUCAAAGCCCGAAUGUUGAUUGCCUGAGAAUCGGUGAUGAUUCGGCACCGAUCGAGUCUUGGCCAAACAAUGUUUUACCGUUGGAUCUUGAGACCGUUCAGAUGCACAACCCGUGGUCUCCUCCGAUGGGUGGUGCGGAUUUCAGGGUUAUGCAGGGUCAGACACCCGAUCAGAUGGCCGGAGCUAGUCCGUCAGAUUUGCCUUCCGUUUUCCAUGAGAAGUCGGAGAAGCUCCUCGGAGACAACAUGGUCGUGGGCAACGAUGCGAUGGAUGACCCAGGAAUCUAUCUUGAGCUGGAGGGUCUGAUUGAGAAGUCCUGUGGUUGGAGAGAGUACACAAUUGGGCUGGGAAAGCAAGCAGCGGGACUGAUGCCCUAAAAUUUCGAUGCUGCUCCUGCUCCGUUCUUUCUGUUAUAUGCUGCUGCUAUCUUUUGUGACCCAGGUCACAGAAUGCAGCCUUGGCAUAGUCGGAGGGAGUAUCUGAAGUGAAGAGAAUGAAUCCAACCAAUUAACAUAUGUGUCAAUGGUAAAUGCUCGUACUUAGCAUAUAUGUUGUAGUUUCUUCCUUUGUCUCCAUUGUAACAAAGUGCUCUCUGGGUUCUUUUCUCUUAGUUUGCACUAGGCUUUUUUUUCCAGUUUCUCUUUUUGCAACCAGUUAUGUAUAAGAGAAGCAGUUUAAAGUGCCAAAGCUCAAUUUCAGUUUAAGGGUUAAUAU